Messenger RNA from Penicillium roqueforti, 678 nucleotides. Its product is annotated as type 1 glutamine amidotransferase. Gene Ontology annotation, cellular component: cytosol; nucleus. The transcript is spliced from 2 exons. NCBI's taxonomy places the organism in Eukaryota, Fungi, Ascomycota, Eurotiomycetes, Eurotiales, Aspergillaceae. The coding region runs from base 1 to 678 and encodes 225 amino acids. The record is from RefSeq and is a predicted model, not a curated record.
AUGAUACCCUCCAUUCGCAUUCAUAUCGCCGUUCUCGUGUGUGACACGCCUAUCCAGCCUAUUCUCAGAAAGUAUGGCGACUACUUUUCAAUAUUCCAAGACCUUUUGAGGAAAGCCUUGAAAGACUUGGAAAUAUCCGAGAAGUUCAAAGAUAUUAUGGUGGAAUUUAGUGAACAUCAGAUGGUGGACAACAACCGAUUUCUUGAUCUAGAGGACGUCGACGCCAUUCUUCUGACUGGAAGUAAACACGACGCCUGGGCUGAUGACCAGUGGAUCCGUGACCUCACCGGCAACGUUCGUGAGACUGUUUUAAAACACGAAAAGCCGGUGAUUGGGAUUUGCUUUGGGCAUCAGAUUCUUGCUCGGGCACUAGGGGCUCGAGUUGGCAGAAACGAAGCUGGAUGGGAGAUUUCUGUCGAGAAGCUCACCCUGACUGAGACCGGGAAGAAACUAUUUGGAAAGGAUACACUGGCAAGUGGAGAAACAUCUGGACAAGCUCGGUUGAGGGAAAUUCUGAUUGGAUACAGAGCAUUCAACAAAUGCACCGGGAUAUUGUCUUUGAUGUUCCAAUCGGUUGCGCAAACCUGGCUACAAGUCCAAAAUGUGAAGUCCAGGGUCUUUACUUGCCCAAUCGAGUGCUGUCGGUACAAGGACACCCGGAAUACAACGAGGCUAUAA